This is a messenger RNA of Populus euphratica (Euphrates poplar), 1702 nucleotides long. RefSeq names its product UDP-glucosyl transferase 89B1 (gene UGT89B1). Gene Ontology annotation, molecular function: UDP-glucosyltransferase activity. Lineage: Eukaryota; Viridiplantae; Streptophyta; Magnoliopsida; Malpighiales; Salicaceae. Bases 177 to 1607 code for a protein of 476 amino acids. The record is from RefSeq and is a predicted model, not a curated record. The transcript has a single exon.
UCCUUCCUCUCUCUUCAAGUGUCUGUGCACAGCCUCCCAAAACUUUCUCCUUAGUUCUCAUCCAUACGUUAUCCUCAACUAUGAACCAGUAGCAUAUACUAGGCCUCUUCGUUUCAUUAGAUUUCUCAGUUUUAAAGAAUUACUUGUCUUCCCAAGCUCCAAAAAAUCAAUUCGCCAUGAGUGCUGGAGCACAUGUCUUGGUCUUUCCUUUUCCAGCUCAAGGCCACCUGAUCCCUCUCCUAGACCUAGCCCAUCAUCUAGUUAUCCGUGGCAUAACCAUUACCAUCUUGGUGACCCCAAAAAACCUACCUAUCUUGAACCCUCUCCUCUCCAAAAAUUCAACAAUCAAUACCCUAGUCCUUCCUUUCCCUAAUUACCCCUCAAUCCCUUUUGGCAUCGAAAAUCUCAAGGACUUGCCUCCAAAUAUUCGUCUAACAUCCAUGAUACAUGCCCUUGGUGAACUCUACCAGCCUUUGCUCAGUUGGUUUAGAUCCCACCCAUCUCCACCUGUAGAAAUAAUCUCUGAUAUUUUCUUAGGGUGGACCCACCGCCUAGCUUGUCAGCUCGGCGUUCGCCGUUUCGUGUUCUCUCCCUCAGGAGCCAUGGCAUUAGCCACAAUGUAUUCACUUUGGCAAGAAAUGCCCAGCGCCCCAAAAGACCAAAACGAAUUGUUUUCGUUUUCCAAGAUUCCACGUUGUCCAAAAUACCCAUGGUGGCAGAUCUCGACGAUUUAUCGUAGCUACAUGGAGGGAGAUCCAGUUUCGGAAUUCACCAAAGAAGGGAUGCAAGCUAACAUCGCGAGCUGGGGACUCAUCGUUAACUCGUUCACUUUGCUAGAAGGGAUUUAUUUCGAGCAUUUAAGAAAGCAAUUGGGCCAUGAUCGUGUGUGGGCUGUUGGACCGAUACUCCCUAAAAAAACGAUAGAUAUGACCCCACCUGAGAGAGGUGGGACCAGUACUGUUUCGAUGCAUGAUUUAAAGACGUGGCUUGACACGUGUGAAGAUCAUAAGGUUGUUUAUGUCUGCUAUGGGAGUCAAGUUCUUCUGACGAAAGAUCAAAUGGAGGCGGUAGCAUCCGGAUUGGAGAAGAGUGGAGUCCAUUUUAUAUGGUGUGUGAAGCAGCCCAGUAAAGAACACGUGGGAGAAGGAUAUAGCAUGAUCCCAUCAGGGUUUGAAGAUCGUGUGGCUGGAAGGGGGCUUAUCAUAAGAGGAUGGGCCCCGCAAGUUUGGAUACUAAGUCACCGGGCUGUGGGGGCUUUCUUGACUCAUUGUGGGUGGAACUCGAUCCUUGAAGGGAUAGUUGCGGGUGUGCCAAUGUUAGCAUGUCCCAUGGGGGCUGACCAAUUUGUGGGUGCUACUUUAUUGGCUGAAGAGUUGAAGGUGGCUAAAAGGGUAUGUGAUGGCGCAAAUGUAGUGUCUAAAUCGGCUAAUUUGGCACGAACGCUGAUGGAAUCAGUGAGUGAUCAGAGCCGAGUUGAAAAGGAGAGAGCUAAAGAGCUACGUAUGGCAGUACUUGAUGCUAUUAAAGAGGAUGGGAGUUCGGACAAGAACUUGACUGCAUUUGUGAAGCAUGUAGUUGGGUUGGGGUCGGAGAUUGACAAGGGAUAAAACAGAGAUAGGAACUUAAGUGUGUUUUUGUACACCCCUUUUAUUUUAUUGUGGUAAAUAAAAUUCGAAGCAAUAUUGAUAAUUUCCAUGCAUGA